UGGUAGCGCUGCGCCAGACCACAACAACAAGGCGGCGGGGAGAGGCUGACCAGGCCGGGAGGAGGAUUUUGCCGCGUGUUUUGUACUUAAAAUAUGAGCGUGGCGGGUCGUGCCUGGCCGUGAGGAAGGCAGAGCAGGGGCGGAGCUGUACGUGCGGCGCCAAGGGUCCCAACACCACCAUGCCGGAGAUUAAAGUGACGCCGCUGGGUGCUGGGCAGGAUGUGGGGCGAAGCUGCAUUUUGGUGACAACGGGCGGCAAGAACAUCAUGUUGGACUGUGGGAUGCACAUGGGGUUCAAUGAUGAAAGACGGUUCCCAGACUUCUCUUACAUCACAGAGGGUCCACUGACAGAGUUCCUGGACUGUGUGAUCAUCAGCCACUUCCAUCUGGACCACUGCGGCGCGCUGCCCUACAUGACGGAGAUGGUGGGCUACAGCGGCCCCAUCUACAUGACCCAGCCCACCAAGGCCCUCUGUCCUGUUUUGCUGGAGGACAUGAGGAAAGUGGCAGUAGAGAGGAAGGGGGAAACCAACUUCUUCACCUCCAGCAUGAUCAAGGACUGCAUGAAGAAGGUGAUCACCGUCUCCCUGCAUGAAACCGUCCAGGUGGAUGCAGACCUGGAGAUCAAGGCGUAUUAUGCUGGUCACGUACUGGGAGCAGCCAUGUUCCAUAUUCGUGUGGGCCAGCAGAGCCUCGUGUAUACAGGGGACUACAACAUGACACCUGACCGCCACCUGGGGGCUGCCUGGAUAGACAAGUGCCGGCCAGACCUCCUCAUCUCCGAGUCCACCUAUGCGACCACCAUCAGGGACUCCAAGCGGUGCAGAGAGCGAGACUUCCUGAAAAAGGUUCACGACUCUGUGGAGCGCGGGGGCAAGGUGCUCAUCCCGGUGUUUGCCCUGGGCCGGGUGCAGGAGCUGUGCAUCCUCCUCGACACCUACUGGGACCGUAUGAACCUCAAAGUGCCUGUUUACUUCACCAUGGGGCUGGCAGAGACGGCCAACAAGUACUAUCGCAUGUUCAUCACGUGGACCAACCAGAAGAUCCGGCGCACUUUUGUCCACCGCAACAUGUUUGACUUUAAGCACAUCAAGCCCUUCGACAAGACCUACAUGGACAACCCCGGCCCCAUGGUAGUGUUCGCCACGCCGGGCAUGCUCCACGCCGGCCUCUCCCUCGCCAUAUUCAAGAAGUGGGCACCUAACCCCAGCAACAUGGUCAUCAUGCCAGGCUACUGUGUCCAGGGAACUGUUGGCCACAAGAUCCUCAACGGGGCCAAGAAGAUUGACUUUGAAAACCGUACCAGCGUGGAGGUUAAUCUGAGUGUAGAGUACAUGUCGUUCAGCGCCCAUGCAGAUGCCAAGGGGAUCAUGCAGUUGGUGAGGCACUGUGAGCCCAAGAACGUGCUGCUGGUGCAUGGGGAGAACGCCAAGAUGGACUUUUUGCGUCAGAAGAUUAUGCAGGAGUUCAACAUCAACUGCUACAAGCCAGGCAAUGGGGAGACGGCUCACAUCGCUGUCUCAAGUAACCUGGAGGUGGAAGUGUCCCUCUCGCUCCUGAAGCACACCAUGGCUGCUGCGGCCCUCACCACCCCGCCGGCCCUCCCCCUGGCUGCCUCCACCUCAGGGAAGACAGAGGAACACCCCACCAAGAAGCAGAAGGUCCUACACGGUGUCCUCAUCAUGAAGAACAAUAGCAUGAAGAUCUUGGGUGUGAAUGAGGCGUGGGGGGAGCUCGGGGUCGUCUCACACCAACUCCGGUUCACCGAGAGGAUAGAAGUGGAGCACAUCGGCCCUGUUCAGGCUCUCACCUCUUCCCUACACACCCUUCUUUCUCAUAAGCUUGGGGCGUCGCAGGUGCAGGUGGUGAGUGAGUACCAGCUCUCCGUGGCCGACUCGGUGGUGAUCAACAUACAGGACGAGAAUGACGACCCGGGGAAGAACAUCCUCCUCUCGUGGACUCACCAGGAUGAGGCUCUGGGAAGCAAGCUGCUGGAGAUCAUCAAAGCCAACUACAAGAAAUGACCCACGCCCAGCAACCCUCUACCCCAACCUCUGCCAUCCUCCUCUGCUGCCCACCUUCCCCACUCGUCAGCCGCCCCACUCUACAUACCACCUCAAACCGAGUGAUACGUUUGCUCAGCUCUCCUUGGUCAUCCACCGUAAUCCAGUUUUAUGUGGCUCAUAUAUCAGUUACUUGCCACAGCUAGCCUCUCUCUUUUUAGGGGGAAGGGUUAUUGCAAAUGCCAUCUUGAGGAACUUAAGCUCUAUUCUCUAAUGGCAUAGGUGGAUUUUUUUUUAUGAGUAAUGUCUUCCUUCACAUUUAUGGGAAGCUGUAUCACAUUUUCCUUUCAACCUCCCUUCCUGAGCACCUUUCAAGACUCCUCAGGGGAAGCUCAGAUGGGCACUUCAAGGCCCUGAGCAAAUCCUUCAGUUCACUCCUGUCAGGCUGCGGGACCUUAUCCUCUGCUGUUGGCAGUGGAUCUCCUGAAGAAAUUUGUGCACAUGUCUACAGCUAAAAAGAUGAUUGGAAAGUUGGUGACGUGUGUGCUCGAUCAAAGUGACAUGAAAUUCCUUCAGUUGUGUGAGUCGUGGUACUUCUCUUUGAUUCUCCUGAGUGUUCACUGCUGAAGUUAGGGCUGGUGGAUAGUGUGUGGAUGAUCAGCUGCUCCACAGUACAUGAAAAAUCAUUCAUGAGUGGAACUUUAACUUAGAAGCCACUCUACUGUGCUCUGACCUCUCAUCCACUUAGUAUAGUUGGCACUGGGAGCACUGGACCAAACAUGUUACCAGAGGCCAGCAACAGUGAGGUUGUAUGAAGACACUGGUGGCUGCAGAACAAAAGAAUCUCUCUUCACUUCAUGUUGUAUCAGAGAAGAUUCAGCACAGGACUGUCAUGUCCAGAUGUGCCAAUAUGCUGUUCAUAUUUGCCCGUAUAUUUAAGGAUGAUGAUUAUAUUUGUUAUCAAAUUCCUUUUCCAAACUGGAA
Molecule: messenger RNA, 2987 nt
Organism: Eriocheir sinensis (Chinese mitten crab)
Lineage: Eukaryota; Metazoa; Arthropoda; Malacostraca; Decapoda; Varunidae
Gene: IntS11
Product: integrator complex subunit 11-like
Exons: 14
Coding region: 180-2024 (614 amino acids)
Biological process (GO): snRNA processing
Cellular component (GO): nucleus
Source: RefSeq, a predicted model, not a curated record